AUGCGCCGAUAUUCGACUAGGAUGCUGCCUCGAGCCAAGAGUUUACGUAUCGAAAGUAUUAGGAACGUUCGGACGGCCAACCGACCUAAUCGGUUAUUCGCCACCGCGUCGUCUUGUAAUCGAGCAUUUACAGCUGUUAGGCAUGUUACUUUAGGAGAAGAACAAGCAUGUAGGGAUUUUCGCUACGACGGCGACGAACCUACACUGGAAGAAUACGAAGAUUUGUUGCUAAACUCAGCCAUACCCGAUUCUGUAACCAAUGUGACCGGCAUCCAUAAUUUACAUGACCUCAAUGCUGGUGAAAGUGGAGGCUAUGCUGCUCCUCUGCGUGCUCCUCAGUUAGUGAAUAGUAUUCUCGACUUGCUUCCAUCAGACGGAACAGGGUUGCGUAUAAGUACAAUUGCGCAGGCAUUGGACGUAGAGACCAUAAAUGAGGUUUGUGGAUCCGUUCUCUCGUUUGUUCAACUCUUCCCUCAUCGGUUCCGAUGCUAUCAGUCUGAGGAGGCGGAUGGAAGCCUCCGCUGGUACGUUAAGAGGACUAAGCCGGUUGGUUCCAUAGUGCCCAAGCCCGCAGAAGCUCAUUUGUCCAAGUGUACUGAGGAACAAUCAGCCAAUGACGGUCGCGCUCCUGAACCGGUGCCCGGUGGCGUGAAGUUACGUAAUUUCCAUUGUGAGGUCACAGAGGAACAAAAACGAAACUUUUUCCUUGGUUUGAAAGGGAUGCUUCCCGUGGACAAGCCCGUUGCAACGGCUAGCUUGCUACCGACCUUACCCCCAGAACUCCAAAACUUUGUUCGAAGUACGGGUGGAGGACUGCUGCGGCUUCUGAAGGAUACGGUUGCUGAGGAAUAUGUGGAUCUUAGUGCGGACAAUACUCUGGUAUCGGUAAGAGGAAUCCUAGCUCAACGUGGUUUACCCACGCAUCACGGUGCUGGAAACUGUGUGGCAAGUCGACACGACUUGCCGCUGGUGGCAGCGUUUCCAGACUAUGCCGAAGAUACAUGGGAUGUGGAGCUUGACCUCGACGGUAAUGAUAGCGCAGCAGAAGCUGUAGACGACAGCAACCUGGACUAUGCAAACGAUUCUUCAAAAAUUGACAGUAACUUUUUCGGCACCGGAUCCUCUGUGGUGGUGUCGGUGGCAGACAAGGUGUUGCAGGACACGCGGAUGGCUCCCCCUGCUCCUCCCAAGCCCGUGGGAAGGGACAGAAAGCGGGGGACUCCACCACCGAUACAGCAGGAAGUCGGGUACUCUCGACUUCCAACCAAGCGACUGUCCCCUGACGACUUAUUAAGGGUUCACACAGAGAUGGCACUGUUGCGUGGAAGGCAUUUGCCAAGUCAAUUACUGGAGCUUUUCGUUGAGUGUAUACCUACGUUCUUCAUUCCGGUGCAACAAAUAAAGCUCACAGACCCUCUUGCUAGGGCUCUCGGUCCACACAAUACGAUUCAUAAGGUGAUAAAGAUAUACUCGUAUUACUUUGACCGAGACGCCACUAAAGAUGUCGUUCGGUUGAAACCAGGUUUACAGCACGAGCGCCUGGGAAUGGCAAACAAACUGUACCAAAACGGUGCCGGUGCAACUUCCGUAGCGGAAGCAGCCUGUCGCAAGUUGCAAGGAACAGAUGCUACGCGAGCCUUCCCGGUCCUUCAACCACCACUGCGCACGGCAAGACGUGCACCCCCGUGCACACAAAAAGAGCGUGCUGGAUGCGACUCCUCUAGCACUUCUGUGAAAGUAGAUCUGUCGUUGGCCGGGGUUUUUAAUAUGCUUGAAGCACUUCCACACGACAGAUAUUUCACCGAGGCAGAGUGGGCGGUCAGCGCAGGGGUUACGGUUGAAUCGCUCCGAGUUUUUGUUGAGGAAAACUAUAGCAGGCACUACUUUUUAACAACCGGAUCGCAAUCUCAACAUGGUGAUGUAGCGAAGAUGUGGCGCUUGCGCCCCUUUUGGUUGGCGCCAGAUUGCACAGGGGAAUUGGAUGAGAACAGCUCGACAGAGAUCGCUUUUAUUGUGCCUUGCCUCAAGCCGUUCUGGAUGCCUAUCGGGAAACUUCUUCAAAAGCUGCCACCGGAGCACCGCGAGGUAGUUGAGGCGGUUGCGAAGGAAGGGGGUGGUCUCUCUUCUUGGUUGAGAAGCCAUGGUAGGAUUUGUUGGGUCGAUGAAUCUGGUGAAAGGGUACGCAAGUACUGUGCCGAAGAGGGGUUGGACGACGUACUACACAUCGCAAUAGUUUUCUUGAAACAUCAUGCAACUUUUGAUCACGUUAAGUUGCGCCAUAUUAUCAACAGCUGCGAGAUUCACUCCACUUCGAAAACACAAGAUAUCAGUAAACACACCGGUGGAAUAAGGCACCUUAUAGGACACAGUUUGCAGAUGUGGAAAAGUAAGAGUGAAGAUAGCAAGUACACAAGCUAUGUAUCUGCUGCAAAUCAGGCAACAGAUGAACAUAUACUGCCGUUCCUCCUCAAGCACACAAAACACCUGGAUAUCAAAGUAACGCAAAAUGACAUAUGGGUUGCCAAGAAAUCAUUCUUUAGAAAAAAAACAUAA
Molecule: messenger RNA, 2553 nt
Organism: Trypanosoma brucei brucei TREU927
Lineage: Eukaryota; Euglenozoa; Kinetoplastea; Trypanosomatida; Trypanosomatidae
Exons: 1
Coding region: 1-2553 (850 amino acids)
Source: RefSeq, a predicted model, not a curated record